UUGGCUAAUGAAAUACGCUGCCCUACAACACUACCGCGCGUGCUGGAAAAAAACGUGCGCGUUCGUUCGUCGCAUUUUUGUGUAAUAAUUCCUGAAUUCCGGGUACUCCCGCCUCCGAAUCCGACUCCCCAAAGAUGUGGCCGCGAUUUGGCAUCAAGAUUGGCAACAGCACGCUGUGCAUCGCCCACGUGCGCGCGGACGGCAAGGCGGAGGUGAUCGCCAACAAGCAGGGCGACCGAGUGUCCCAGGCAUGCCUUCUCUGGGACGGCGUCUCGGAAAUCGAGUGCGGGCUCACGGCCAAGCAGAAGAUGGCCACGCGCCCGCGCCAGGCGGUGGCCCACAGCUUCCAGCUGCUGCAGCCCAAGGAACAGAUCACGGAGGAGAAGCUGGCCAGUGCGCUACGGGAAAUCCCCUGCGACUUUGACAAGGAGGAGCUGGUGUUCCGCAUGGAGCACACGGUACCCUCCGAAAAGGAGGACCAAGAUGAUCGAGUCGUUACCAAGGACCUCAGUGCCUACCAGGUGACGGUGGAGCUGCUGCGCGCUGAACUGGAGCUGGCCCACCAAUACCACACGGACGGGGAACAGGCGCCCAUUGCCGUCCUCUCCAUACCCAGCUACUAUCCUGCCCAGGCCUACAAACUGCUAGCGGAAGCAGCCGAAACCGCAGGCUUCCACGUGGCCCAGAUUAUCGCCGAGCCCACAGCCGCCGUUCUAGGUUACAGCAUCGGGGAGGAGCAGGCGGAACAGCGCCGUCAUGUGCUGACCAUCAAGUGCGGUGGCCUGUACAGCGACUUUGCCUUAUACGCCGUGCAAAACGGACUGUUCGUUCAGCUGGCCACUUUUGGACCCUUCCCCAUUGGCGGCCGUCAGUUCACCGAGGCCCUGGUGCAGUUCAUCUGCGAGGAAUUCCGCCGCAAGUAUAAGCUGGAUCCACAUGAGUCGCGUCGCUCGGUGGCCAAAAUCCGCACCGCCGCCGCCAACUGCAAACACAUCCUGACCACGAUGCCCUCCACGCAACUGUAUAUCGACUCCCUGAUGGACGGCGUUGACUUCAAUGCCCAGAUGUCGCGCGCCCGCUUCGAGAGCCUCAUCCAGCCGGUGAUCAACAACCUCAUCCAACAGCUGGGCGAAUGCGUAGAGCAGGCGCAAAAGGAGCAUCCCAGCCUGACCAGCAUAGAUGACAUCGUGCUUCUGGGCGCCACCAUGCAGAUCCCCAAGCUUCAGGCGGCCGUGGGAGCCCGCUUUCCGGACGCCAAGCUGCACAACAGCCAUUCGGCGGACGAGGUGGUGGCCAUUGGGUGCGCCCGCCAAGCCAACUGCUUGAUUGAACCUCUCGAACAGCAGCUGCACAAGGACGACGACUGUGUGGUUUCCGAGGAUGAUCUGUACAUCUGGCACGGCAAUGACGAGGCCAACGCCAAGUUGGUUCUGGGCAGAGGGAGUGUUCUGCCCGCCAAGAUAAGAAUAUCACUGCCUCGAUCUGAAGAGGGAAAGGGUGACGAAGAGGGCAAGGGAGCCGCUUCAUUUAAGCUGCGCACUGGAGAGAGCGAGAUAUUGGCCCGCCUGCCCGAUAGCACGACGCCGGAGGAUGGCCUCUAUCAGCUGGAGGUCGAGGUGGACCUGGACGAUAAGGACGGCAACGUGGUGCCGCUGGUGCGACUGCGCUGCAUGUGAAAGCCGGAAUUUGACCCGGAUCCUGUGCGCUGUCGCCUAGUCUAUUUAUUGUUGCUAGCCUAAUGAUUACAAUACAAACACAAAAUAAAGAUAAAUACGAAAGCGGCAAACGAAAA
Molecule: messenger RNA, 1792 nt
Organism: Drosophila suzukii
Lineage: Eukaryota; Metazoa; Arthropoda; Insecta; Diptera; Drosophilidae
Product: heat shock 70 kDa protein 14
Biological process (GO): protein folding
Cellular component (GO): cytosol; nucleus
Molecular function (GO): ATP binding; ATP-dependent protein folding chaperone
Source: RefSeq, a predicted model, not a curated record